AUGGUUAGGUGGCUCUCGGCAGCAGAUGGUUUAGGGUUGCGGUUCGGACCCCGUGGGCAGCCAGCCAGGGAUAGGGGUUUCCCACGCGGCGCGCGAGAACGGCGGCCGGCUGGCUGGGAAAGUCGUGCCGGGCACGACACUGGGGGCGGCCGAAAAGAACCGCUAGGGAGAAGAUGGAGGCCUGAUGGUACUGGCCACAAGUGGGACCCCGAAGGGCCAAUGGUUGCCGAGAACCGGACGGCAGGUGUAUGCCCGCAGGCAAAGGUCUUGCCUGAUGACGACGUAGACGACUCGUGGCGUUGUACUGGUUCGCUUGACAAGUGGUUGACCAUGAAGACGACGUUGAAUAGGAGGAGACGGCGGUGUGCAGCGGCUCGACAUAUACAACAACGACUCGACAUGGGUUCAGCGGCUCGACAUGGCGGCUCGACAUGGGCAGCGGCUCGACAAGCAGCGGCUCGACAUGGGCAGCGGCUCGACAAGCAGCGGCUCGACAUGGCUGUGGCUAUAGAUGGAUGGUGGACAGUGGGACCCAACUAG
This is a messenger RNA of Necator americanus (New World hookworm), 540 nucleotides long. RefSeq lists its product as uncharacterized. The coding region runs from base 1 to 540 and encodes 179 amino acids. The transcript is spliced from 4 exons. The record is from RefSeq and is a predicted model, not a curated record. Lineage: Eukaryota; Metazoa; Nematoda; Chromadorea; Rhabditida; Ancylostomatidae.